AUGGAGCGAAUUCUUUUGAAAUGGCCAGCGAUUACAGCGUGGUACGAAGAGCGAAAACAGCAGGAGCUUUGCGCUAACAAGACACCUACCGAAUUCCCACUGGCAAACCGCCACGAUGAUUUAGUACACGUCCUCUCUGUACUCAAGCAAAUUGGGGAGAUAAAACGCACAUGCCAUGCAAAGCGUCCUGUGCAGGUUGAAGUUCUGGUGAAACUCUUUUUGGCUCGCAUUCAGGACCUCAACCCCAACCAGCCUCUACCACACUACUUGUCGAGUGAUGAGAACCCUAAGUGGAUUGCUGCAAGUGAUCUUACCCCUCUUGCAACAAACACACGGCUCCUCCUGCGAGAAGCAUUGGACGAACGAUGUUUUUUAGCAGAUACUACAAGGAUAGCAAUUUUGCAAAAUGCUCUUUCAUUUUAG
Messenger RNA from Phytophthora nicotianae INRA-310, 423 nucleotides. RefSeq lists its product as hypothetical. The record is from RefSeq and is a predicted model, not a curated record. Bases 1 to 423 code for a protein of 140 amino acids. Lineage: Eukaryota; Oomycota; Peronosporomycetes; Peronosporales; Peronosporaceae. The transcript has a single exon.